This is a messenger RNA of Chelmon rostratus (copperband butterflyfish), 2837 nucleotides long. It is a transcript of the gene slc31a2, whose product is annotated as solute carrier family 31 member 2. Gene Ontology annotation, cellular component: membrane. Bases 395 to 865 code for a protein of 156 amino acids. Gene Ontology annotation, biological process: copper ion transmembrane transport. The transcript is spliced from 4 exons. The record is from RefSeq and is a predicted model, not a curated record. Gene Ontology annotation, molecular function: copper ion transmembrane transporter activity. Lineage: Eukaryota; Metazoa; Chordata; Actinopteri; Chaetodontiformes; Chaetodontidae.
CAUCUACUGCACUCUUCGGCUAACGUUAGCUAGUUUAACUCUUGCUUAUAAAUGGAUGCAUUUGUCAGUUGCACACUCUCUGUUCGAUGUCGACGAUAACAUUUCGGUUUCCGGACGGCUAGAAUCGGACUUUUAUCACUAUUUUAUCAUGUAGUCGCAGUGGGUCUUUGUUGCCAGCUGCUGAAAGACUCCACUAACCGUCAGCCCUCGGCUCGUCUUGUGAAGUCACGCGGCAGCCUCAUUCUGCUACAGUGAGCGAGGAGCUGGGUCGCUGGCUGCGCUGUGCUACAGUUGACAAAUGGCUCGUACUUCACUGCACUCGAACAACAAAGAGGGGAAUGUUUUGUGAGUUACUGCUGAAACUGCGUGUUAGCCUGCGCUCACCAAGUUCACCAUGAUGUCCAUGACUUUUGGGGUGUCAAGCAGCGUGACGCUGCUGUUUGACUUCUGGGAUGUGCACGGACCCGCUGGGAUGGUGCUGUCAGUGUUUGUGGUCUUGCUGCUGACAGUCUUCUACGAGGUGCUCAAGGUGUGGCGGGUGUGGCUGGGGAGUAGCUCUAAGCUGGCCCAGCCUCAGUCUGCUUACGCCGUCCCUCCGUCCUCCCGCAGCGACAGCAGCUCCGCACUGGACAGCAGCCCCUCUGAAUCCUCACUGACUCCCAUACAGUCACAGCCUCCCGCUGUACACACCAGAAACAGCUGGUUGCUGCAUGGCAUCCAGACACUCCUCCACAUGCUGCAGGUCACUCUGGGCUACAUGCUGAUGCUGUGUGUCAUGUCCUACAACACCUGGAUCUUCCUCGGGGUCAUUGUGGGCUCUGUCCUUGGUUAUUUCAUCUCAUUUCCUCUCCUGGGUCGGAUCUGAUGGUAUGGACAUUUCAGACAGAGGACAAUGUUUUUGCUUUUCCCCCUUGAGUUAAAAGGAUCACACUCUCUGGAUAAUAGAAAAGAAACUACUUGAAUACCUAAUUUCUCUCACCAUUUUCUGUCUCUCUUUGGUUUCUGGCCUCGGGACUCAGUUAACUUUAAAACACUUUAACUGGACAUACACAUUUAUAACAUUUGUCUUUGACCAUUGGGACAGUGUGUAUGGUUUUAUGAUGAAUGUUUUGGUUCUUUUGUGUUAAAGGGACAUGGUUUUCUGUUUCUGGAGCGUGGUCUUGCUUAUCUUCUCAAACAUCAAACAGUGAGUGAGUAAUGUAUGGGAGCGACUGCUGCUUCCUUAAACUCUUCUCUUUUUGUUCAUUUAUCCUAAAAGUUUACAAUAGAUUCAAAGGAGCAAUGCAUUUGAAACAUCUGCCGCAGAAGCCCUGCUGCUUCUGUAAUUUUUGUUUUUCUGAUCAACACUGACAGACUGGCAGAGCCACAACACAGCCCACUGUUUAUUACUAAAUAAUUCAAGAUGGUAUGACACUGGAUGAAAAAAUUAGAAAAUCGGUGAGAAAAGGAGAUCUCUGACAACGUUGAUAAGACAGUGCUUUGGUGUUUUCGACGGCUUAAAGAUCAACAUUUUGUGAGUGGAACCAACAUAUUUCAACCAUUUCUAUGGCUUUUGCAGUGUUUUGGAGUGAAAACCUAAAAACAGACUCACGCAUGGAACUGAGAUUUACCUUUAUGACUGGUCAUAAGACGUGACUCAGAUUCAGGAAGUGAAUCAUGUGUUUGGACCUUGUAAACUUCUCUCCUUUGUCAUGUGGGUUCACACACGUAUGUUUUGGGGGGGCAGUGAAAGUUGAUCAUAAGAGUUCUGUGAUUGAAAAACCACAAAAAGACAGUUUGAGUGCCUUGCAACUGACACUUUGAUUUUUCUACUGAAAUGUGGGAUGGUCUAUUGUAUUUCUGAAAGUGAUGCUGACAAUAGAAACAUAUUCUGCUAUGUUGAUCACUGAUGGUUUUCUGUCACAAUAAAAAUGUCCAAGAACUUGGUUGACAAAGAUGAAGAAUAAAGUUGAUGAAAUAGUUUUAUUCAUCCUUUUUUUUUAUGUAUUUCAAGAAGACAAAUGCACUAAACAUACAAGUUGAGCUGCUUACACCAAACAGGUUUUAUAAUAAAUAAACAGGUGAUGGUGACAGACAGUGAUCCUCCAUUGGAAGUACUGGGUCUUAGGUAUGGAUCUAAAGACAGCAAACUGAAAAUGCGCUUUGAUACAAUGGACAAUUUCACAACAGGACACUGACUCAUGAAAUCGGGAUUGCAAAAAUUGCAACUGUCUUCUCUGUAUCUGACAUUAGAUUGUAUCCUGGUCUGAUGGUACAAAAGUGAAACUAAUUCACCCAUAAAAAGUGAGUGGUGCCAAAAAGUGGUAACACUUUUACUUUACAGGUCUCAAAGUUUCAGAUAAUGUCCCAGGAAGAAGCUGAUUUGUAACUGCAGAGGACUGUAACAUGGUACUAAUUCUAAUAAAAAUGUAGAUGUAAAAUUAUAUGCUUGCAUUUAAUUUACUUAAAUAUUUAAUCUCUCUCUGCAUGCUUUAAUUUUACUUAUUUAAUUUUACUUCUGGUAUGUCUGUGUGCUAUGUCCCUUUGUCAAGGAAGAGGGAUCCCUUCUCUGUUGCUUUUCCUGAGGUUUCUGCUUUUAUUUUUCUAUUUUGCCAUAAUAGAAUUGAGGGUAACCUUCAGAGUGUUGCUUAGUGCGUGACAGGUCAGCUGAACAUGCAAAAAUGUGAAGUUUGUCAACCACAAAGCAUAAAAUGCAACAUGUAUGUAAAAUCAGUGUAAUUUCCCCAUAAUCCCAUAUUGAAUUCAAUAGUUCAGGAAGUUUCUGAGAAGAAACUAUACGGAAAUUAUGCACCUCUGUAUUAUAAUAAAAUACAACAACAUUUACAAUUUAUUAAACC